Messenger RNA from Lactuca virosa, 471 nucleotides. NCBI's taxonomy places the organism in Eukaryota, Viridiplantae, Streptophyta, Magnoliopsida, Asterales, Asteraceae. The record is from the annotation of a GenBank genome assembly.
AUGGAAGAGGACUACAGGAGGUGGUGCAGUCGAGAUCGACAAUGGCAGGGGACGUAUUCUGAAGAAAAAAAUCGCCAGCCACAGGCAGCACAGGAGGGAAGGAUACGACGUAUUAAAGUUGUAGGUUGGAGGCACUACUCGAGAUUCCAAGUAGCUCCGCCUCUGUUGGUGCUUCUUCUGGCGAUGCGUCUAGUGGGUGAUCGACAAGGUCUUCAUUCCUUCGACCUUUGGCCAGCCCUGUAUUUUGAGCCUCAAUAUUCUGAUGCUAGGAUUUUUCUAAUGAAAACAUGCAAUCUUGCUAUCAUAUUGGAUGACACGUAUGAUAACUAUGGUACAUACGAAGAGCUUGAGAUGUUCACCCAAGCUGUUCAAAUAUGGUUGGCAAGCUACAUCGAUACACUUCCUGAGUACAUGAAAUUCAUAUAUCAAGAACUUUUGGACGUUUACAAAGAAGCAGAGGAAGUACUAUAA